Purpureocillium takamizusanense is the source of this 1414-nucleotide messenger RNA. RefSeq lists its product as uncharacterized. NCBI's taxonomy places the organism in Eukaryota, Fungi, Ascomycota, Sordariomycetes, Hypocreales, Ophiocordycipitaceae. Gene Ontology annotation, cellular component: ribosome. Gene Ontology annotation, biological process: translation; ribosomal small subunit assembly. The coding region runs from base 95 to 1189 and encodes 364 amino acids. The transcript has 3 exons. The record is from RefSeq and is a predicted model, not a curated record. Gene Ontology annotation, molecular function: mRNA binding; structural constituent of ribosome; rRNA binding.
GAAAUUUCGUCGCGGAUUGAGGGUCGGUCACGCGAAGACGACAAGGACAACAGCUCCCACUCUGCGACAAGGGGAGAAAGCGUGUACCGCCACCAUGCCUCCAAGAUUACACAUCUGGAGCGCAUGCAGGGCUCUGACGGUGCGCACAAGACCAGCCGCGCAACACCGAAUCGAGGCCCUCCGACUGUCCGCGAGAAUACAGACCCGACUCUACGCCGACAACACAACGCCCAAGUCGACCAACGACGCCGAUUCUGCAUUCAAAGCGAACCUCAGCACAGCUGAGGACAAUUCGAGCAAGAGCGAGGCUCAGAAGACAACACAAAACGCGGAGCAGUCACUAGACCAAGGCGCCCCCGCAGAGGGCGGGGAGGCGUUUCAAGACUCACACAUCAGUGCAUUGGACGAUGCGGCACUGGAGCAGAUCCUAUAUGGCGGCCGAACCGUCAUGAGCGAAACGCAGGACGGCUUGACCGCCGCCCAGGAGGAUGCACUGUAUCGCGAAGGCACGAUACCUCCACCUGCCGUGGCCGAGGCAAUGCUGCCACAAGCCCGAGUCUCCGAAUCAUCACAUUUGCCCGAAAAUAGCAGCAACGAACUGGAGAAGCCGGGUCACAAGUUUGGCCUGCCAGUGAAGCCCUACCCGAAAGGCUUCAACCUGAAGAAGCGAUACCAUCCCGUGCUGGAGCAAAUCACGAGGCUUUUGAUGCGGGACGGCAAGCUCAGCGUUGCUCAAAGGAACAUGGCGAUGGUCAUGAACUUCUUGCGAACGGCCCCCGCUCCGAUUUAUAGCCCCCAGUUCCCGCUCCUACCGGGGACACCGCCGGCAUUCCAUCUACCACUGAACCCCAUUCUCUACAUCACAAUCGCCAUUGACUCGGUCGCGCCGCUGAUCAGAGUGCGAAACUUUGCGGGUGCCGGGGGUGGCGGCCGCGCGCUCGAGGUGCCUGUACCUCUCGCUCUGCGGCAGCGGAGGAGAGUGGCGUUUCAGUGGAUCCUAGAUGUCAUCAACAAGAAACCGUCCAAGGGGAGCGGGCGGAAGCAGUUCCCGCACCGCAUCGCUGAAGAGAUCAUCGCCGUGAUCGAGGGACGGUCAAGCGUGUGGGAAAAGAGGAAGCAGGUUCACAAGCUCGGCACGGCUUCUCGAGCGAACGUGUCUAAGAAGGUCACUGUCAAGAAGAGGAAGUGAGCGGGAGGCGCAGCCGCGCGGGGCGGCAUGUGUGUAUAUUACAGGCAAUGGGGAGCGUGCUGCCAGGACCGUGGGCUGGGCGCCAUGGACGUGCCAAUGUAGAAUACCAAUUCUCAGCAAAUGAAGCCAAUACUGGGUAUAGCAUGCGGAACGGCCGCCUUGGCGUUGCAGGCAGAGACGAGUUGCGUGGAGGCCCAUGCCGAGCAGAGCAACCCACCAAGAUGG